Molecule: messenger RNA, 1192 nt
Organism: Telopea speciosissima
Lineage: Eukaryota; Viridiplantae; Streptophyta; Magnoliopsida; Proteales; Proteaceae
Product: sialyltransferase-like protein 1
Exons: 9
Coding region: 1-1152 (383 amino acids)
Biological process (GO): pollen tube growth; pollen germination
Molecular function (GO): sialyltransferase activity
Source: RefSeq, a predicted model, not a curated record
AUGGUACGAGGGCUAUCCUUACCAUGGUCAUUUGGUUACAUGCCUGAAACUUCACAAGGAGGUAAGGAGAUGCAUGAUUAUGACCUUGUACUCAGUUUUGCUUUGAAAGAGCCCUGUGUUCAUCUUUCUUUCUUCUUCUUUUUCUUCCUCUUGAACUGUAUUCGUUACUUGGCUUUAGUUGCAGAAAACCGGAAAUACAAUCUCCUCCGGAAAGAAGUUCGUAUUUUAUCUGAUUUUCAGUCCAGUGUUCAGCAAUGCGUGGCAAGCAGAAGUCUUGGACUGACUUCACACAUUCUUGACCACUGUAAACUGAUCCUUAAAUUUCCAGAAGGCACAAACAGCACCUGGUACAAUGAGCAAUUUAAAAUAUAUGAACCCUUGGAGUACCAUUCUGAUGUUUGUGAAACAAUUCUACUGUGGGAACAGUACCGUAACAUGACUACAGUUUUGACAAGAGAAUAUCUAGAUGACCGACCUAAUGGAUGGCUAGCGUAUGCAGCAAAAAGAAUUGCUCAGUUGGGAGCAGAUAAAUGUUACAACCACUCUCUUUGUGAGGAGCAUCUCAAUUUGAUUUUACCAGUGAAGCCCCCGUUUCAUCCUCGCCAAUUUUGGACAUGUGCAGUUGUUGGGAACUCAGGAGAUCUCUUGAAGACAGAAUUUAGAGAGGAGAUUGAUAGGCAUGAUGCAGUUAUUCGAGACAAUGAAGCUCCUGUUAAUGAGAAAUAUGCAAAGUAUGUUGGUCUAAAAAGGGACUUCCGCCUUGUAGUUAGGGGUGCUGCUCGUAAUAUGGUCGCUAUUCUUAAUGGAUCUGCUGAUGAAGUACUUAUUAUUAAAAGUGUGACACAUAGAGACUUCAAUGCAAUGAUAAAGAAUAUUCCAAAUCCAGUUUAUCUUUUCCAGGGUAUUGUGCUACGAAGAGGUGCUAAAGGCACCGAAAUGAAAUCUAUUGAACUCACACUUUCUAUGUGCGACAUUGUUGACAUAUAUGGUUUCACAGUUGAUCCUGGCUACACAGAAUGGUCAGUUAAACCUCAUAAAUCUUCCUUUUAUCUGCAUUUUAGCUUGGUUCUUAUUCAGAUGAGUCUAUGCUUCUCUGCUAUUACCUACUGUGAAAAGGGAAAUCUACCACAGGCCAUGUUUUUCUUCCUAUGAAUGCUAAUUUUCUUUUUCGCACUGUUGGGUGUGGAGAUUC